AGUCCAGUUCGCUGCGUGUGUCCUAAUCUGGUAUUUUUGUGCGUGGGACGUGUCCUACCUGUCCUACCCACUUCCCGCGCUACCGCUCAAAACAUCGUCCUAUUAUUUGAAGAUUACCGGUCAUUUCAAAUUACGAAAUAUGCACACUUCUAUAGCUGAAUGUAACUGUAUUCCAAAUGGAAUAUUAGCCAGCAUAUCGUAACACCCCUUGUUUCACAAUCCUCAAUCAGAAUAAACGGGUGAAGAACGACUCAAAACAACUGUGCCUGUGACUGCGACAACAUUGACAUUGUGCGUAUGUAUAACUCUGUUAUUCGACAAAUGAAAAAAGUACAUUUGGUAGAAAAUUUUUGAAUGACUGAUUGCAACAUUCGCAAUUAUGUGUUUCUGUUUAGAUCGUAGUGCAACUAGAAAACUAUUAGAAGGUGGGAGUGUUAUCGUUUAGUAUCGACAGGUCAUAUACUUGAUAGGAAUCUGACUGUACUGUUGAAGGUUUCUAAGAUAUUUGUAACAAUUGAUCUACAAAGCAGUUGACGACCGUGCUCGAGUUGCUCAAGUGAUUAGUUUCCUUUUAUGGGUUGUCGCAUUUCAUCCUCAAGCAAUGAAAAUUAUUCCUCAUCGAACAACGAGAUGCCGAACAGGACAACGGACCAACAACCCACGGUCGAUUAUAAGGCUCGUCUAGAACGAAAGCAAUGUCUGGCGAAAGAGACACCGGAACCAAUUUAUGAUCUAGCAGACUGCAAUCUGAAAGAUGUACCAUCGGGAGUGUUUAUUAUGUGCAAGGUUCUGCGGAAGGAGUUACUCUCGCUAGCUAGCAACAAGUUGACUUCACUUAACGGUGGGGGUGCACUAGUAGAUCUCCAUUUGUUGGUGACGUUAAAUUUGUCAAACAAUCGGUUUAAGAAGCUACCGGAUGAGAUCUACAGGUUGGAGAAUCUCAGGGAAUUAUUUGUAUCGAACAAUAGUUUGGAGAAAUUACCGGUAACAAUCAAUCGAUUAAAAAAGCUGGAACUGCUCGAUGUAUCCGUGAACAAUCUAACCACCCUGGAACAGGUAUCGUUUAUGCCUCAACUUAGGAUACUGAACAUUUGCGGUAAUGUUCGCCUAGAUAAACUGCCCAAUCAGCUGGCAACAUGUGAUAAUCUAGUAGAUAUAGUACUUGAUCCCAACACCGUUUCCGAACCUCCGGCGGACGUAACUACAGGAGGUACCUAUGCAAUCAUAAAAUAUCUCUCAACCGGCGAAAUCAUUCAUCGUCCCCCGUCACCAGAAGACCAGCAAGAUUCGUACACCCGCAGCACAAUCAAUUUCAUUGCUAGCGAGCGUGAUGAAUUGCGUCAAGUGGAAUUAGCUCGAGAAAAGCAUGAAAAAGAAAGAAAGCUUAUGGAAAGUGAACGAAUGGCCUACGAGAAGGAUUAUCUCGCCGAAAGCAAACUACAUGAGCAACAACAGCGGAAGAAACAGGAAUUGCUGGAGCAACUACUUCUACAGCAGAAUCAAAAUGACAGUAACGUUAACCGACUACAAGAAGAGAAGCAAUCCGAAAGGCAACGAUUAAUAAACGAUAUUUUGAAAGAUGAGCAACACUCUGGUGAGCUGGUAAAUAAUCUUCUUGCUCUGAAGAAUGGACCAGAUGCUGCAUUUUUGGAGCGCGAACGAGAAGAUCAAGAGCGAUUGGUCGAACAGCUUCGUAUACAGCAGAACGAUUUCCGCAAGCAGGAAAUUCUAACGGCAAUGACUGAUCUACUCGAGAACGAAAUCAAUGUCAUUCAAAAUUUCCACAACCAACGAGAUCAAUCAUCUCGAAACAUUUUGGAACGGGAAUACGAGACCAACAACCUACUGAAUAACGUAUUUUUGAACUACGAUCGGAACCGACAGGACAUUAUCGGUCAAAUAAACUGUGAUGAAGAAAUUCAAAAAUCGGCUGUAGCCGCUCUAAUAGCUAAGAACGAUUCUCGUACGUGGGGUCUGGUGGAACAGGUGAGAAUCGUUGAAUCACAACUAGCCGCCCUUACGACGUACGAAAUCGAACGGAAGAAGACCAAUCAGGAUGACCAAAUCAAUAAUCUCGCAGAGCAGAGGAUGAAUUUAACAUACGUGCUGAUGGAUUUGCUCAAACAACAGGACCAAAGAAAGCAACAGCUUCUUGACACGCUCAAAAUCAUAGAACGACAGAAGGAAGGCGAACAAACCGACUUCUGGCUAAUGCAAUACCAAAAAUUGCUAGACCAUCAACCGUCAGAGAUAACAAACGACACGGCUUCGGUGGACCCUAUUCUUGGUUAUCAAUUUCUGGAAAACGGAGUCGUUCAUUGUUUGCCGUUUUUGUCUAAGAUAUGGCAAAACAGGGAUAAGGAGCUGGCUAGCGUUAGUGAUCAGGACUUGAUUGAGGCGGGCGUACAAAAUCCCUCGGAUCGUGCCGCUAUCUUGACAUCGAUCAACAACUAUUACGAUUAUCUCAACCGCAGAAUAGAAUACCCCGAAGCGGAAUUGAGCCCAUCAACAUCGACACCAACAGCUCCUACUGAAGAAACGGAUCGCGAACUGGAAAUUCCAAGCUCGCCACCAGAGGAACCAUCAAACGUUGGCGCAGCUGUGCAAUUUUCGGAAUGUGUUGUAUGUUUGGAAGAAACGGUCCAAGUCAUAUUUCUCCCAUGUGGCCAUAUGUGCUGUUGCGCUGGAUGCCAUAUCAGUAUACGUGAUUGUCCCCUUUGCCGGGCGUACAUCGAAAGGAAGAUCAAGGUUAUCCAACCAUAACUGGACAUCACGAAUUGUUGAAGCUUAGCAUCGAAAAACGUGCAACAGAUAAAGCAAUCUACGCGAAGGAAUCAUUAUGUUGGGCGUACAAUGAAGUUUCAGAAAGAAGAUAGGAUAAAUCUACAAUUAGAUGAGUUUAUACACAACUAUAAGAAGAUUCACUACUCAAACGCACGAAUCGUUUUUGGAACCAUACAUUAACCAGUGCAGAAAACAUUCAUUCCUAGCCUGAGCAAUUUUUUCCAUAUCCUCAAUAAACACUAGUCAAAUUUCGUCGCACAUUUCGGAUUUAAAAUUCGUUUAAAACUUACUGUCAACAUCGUUGUGUGACGUGUGUCGAUUUUAAACCUUACGGAUAGAAGUAUUCAUUGUUUCAUUAAACUGUUUGAAAUUUAAGCUUUGUUGAAAAUUUUUAACCAAAAAUUGCACUACGAUCUAGCUUUAAGUCCUUUACAGUCUAACUUUAAACAGGUUUUAGAACAUCUUAUAUCAAUAUAGAAUAAUCAUAUGUUAAAGUCCCGGAAUGGCAUAGAGCGAACCAAGUGGAAUUCAACAAUUAUACAUUAUAUAGUGCCUUUUUCGGAGAAAAGGAAACAUUAAGAUGAUUAUAGAACGAGGCUACACCUCGAACUUUCCAGAGCACAAGUCUUGAGAAGCGAACAGCGCUCCGCGUUGAAAAUUUAUUCGAUUGGUCAGCAAUUUGAUCGAUUUUGAACACGAGAACGUUCUCUAGACUUGUGAACUUGAAACUUCAAAGUUUGGCUUCGUUUUAUAAUCACCUUAAACAAAGCAUAAACGCUGUCAUUACACAACAUUAGAUAUUAAACAUUGAGACACAAAUAUUGUAAUUAUAGUUUCUAAGGCACACAUCUAUAAAUUACGACUCUAGUAAAAUUAUUCUAAGCGAGUAACAAAAGACUUCGUUUAAUAGUCUCCUAUUAUGAUAUUAUUGAUACCGUGACCAACUAUUGAUUUUUGAGGAGCCGUAUCGCACGAUUAUUUCCUAAAAAACUAACACAAACCGCCAAAACGGCUAUCCUUAUAUUUUACUUUAAACUUCUCCAUGUGUCCAAUAUUGUGUUUAUAUAACUAACGAUUCAACAUUGCGAGAAGAAACAUCACGAAAAUAAUGUUAUCUCUUCAAUUACUACUAGGAACGAAAAAUAGGGUGGAAACCUCUAAGAUACAUUUUGUUAUGAGUUGUCUGGAAUUCGACCGUGUGAUAAAAUUUCAUCGUGAGUUUUGAAACCAAUAGCUUUGAGGAAACCAAAGCUGUUUAAAUGCCCUAUAUCAACAGCAGUGAUUGGUUACACUAAACUGGUUGUCACGAGUCCAAUUCAUUUGAUCAGCCUAUUCGGGCCAUGUUAAGAACCAGGAGGAAACCCUCAUGUCAAAAUGAAUUUUAAGUAUUCGGAAUAUGAUACGAAUCGCUACGUACCUAACAUCAGUUUGUAUUAAAUCACAUGAUAAGAAGCAGGUCACGGUAUAUAUACUCGAAAAGGCAGCUUAAUAACGAUACCUUGAUAAACAUUCUCUUCACAUACUUUCAUUUAUACUUCAAAAUUUUUAUAAUCGACCUAGCUUAUCCAUAUCUACUCA
Messenger RNA from Aedes aegypti (yellow fever mosquito), 4362 nucleotides. Its product is annotated as E3 ubiquitin-protein ligase LRSAM1. The transcript is spliced from 9 exons. Gene Ontology annotation, molecular function: protein binding. The coding region runs from base 574 to 2763 and encodes 729 amino acids. Lineage: Eukaryota; Metazoa; Arthropoda; Insecta; Diptera; Culicidae. The record is from RefSeq and is a predicted model, not a curated record.